This is a messenger RNA of Symbiodinium natans, 1143 nucleotides long. Lineage: Eukaryota; Dinophyceae; Suessiales; Symbiodiniaceae. The record is from the annotation of a GenBank genome assembly.
AUGGGCUGCUGCAAGAAGGGAUGCUGCUCACCCAAAGUGCAGGCCAUUGUGGGGCUGUGCGCAGCACCACUAAACCUCACAAUCCUGAUCUGGGGGAUCACGGAGAAAGUGCGAUGGACGCCCUUCUACGUGCCAAUGGAGUGCACCACGCCGCCCCCUGAUGGCUUGAGGCUAUCAGGCCUGAGCAUGCCGUCCCCGCUCGCAGAGGGAAGGGGGCUGCUGCCCGGGUCUCCCCCCUACGGCCUUUAUGUGAACAAGACGGUCACCACUGCUUGCACCAACCCAGGCCAGGCGAAGAUGACCACCUUGGCUGCAGGUUUCGAGGUUGUCGAGCUGGCUCCGAACGCCACGGACAUGGCCAGCGGUGGCGUCGGCUUGCCGUACUCGCAGAGUGGCACAUCGCGCUUGGCUGGCGAUGCGGUCUACCCCAUCGGUGGCCGGGGCGAGAUGGUGAUGGAGGUGGCGACAGCAAGGGUCUUGGACGACGUUCUAGCAGUCCUGGCUCCGGAAGCCACGGCACGCGGCUACUCCGUCACCUACAGUCGCAUGACCCAGACGGUGCAGACGUGCGCUUCGGUCAUGGGCAUGGAGUCCUGCAACGACCAGGUGUCUGAGCAGUUUUGUGGCUCCUACGAAGGCGACUGUCUGGUGCCAAAGCUGGACUCCUCUGGGGCUCCCCUGGUGCCAGAGCAGCUGGAGUCCGCCAUCUGCCCAUACACCGGGAAGCUCUGUGGCAACGAGGCCGAGGUCCAUGCCCAGUUGAACGCGGCUGCCAUGGGGAUCCAGGUGGUGAGCCGGCCGGAAUGCGCGCCGUCGCUUGGCCUUCCCAAUGGCACGCUGUGCAACGUCAUCGAGGCGCCAGGCCUGGACUCGGCCACGAAGCGGCCCCGUGCCAUCGAGACCGCCAUGUCGCUGACCACGGAGGCCGAGGCCCGGAUGACCGAGGCUCUUGCUGCGGCGGAGUCGGCCGUGACCACGAUGAUUUGGAUCACGAUCGUUUGCAACUCCAUUUUCUUCCUGCUCAACCUGUCCUCCGGCCUCUUCAACCUCCGGAAGCACUUGAGGGCGAAUGCUCCAAAGGCCUCGAGCCAAGGAGCUGCUCCACCAACCUUAGCCACGAAUGCUUUCGACACGAAGCCGUAG